GGAAAUCCUGCCUCUCUCUGUUGUCAGAAGGUGGAGCUCUACAGAGCAUAAAACUGAGAGGAUGUUCAGAGCAGCCUCAUACAAACACGAACACUUUCAGAUGUCAAGAGAUGGACAAACAGCUAAUAGAGGUGGCAUCGCUUGGCCGAACAUUCACCCUCGGCAUGCUCUAUAACCGCUGCGAUGAGUCACUCUGCACAGGUUUUUCACUGUGGGACCACGACCAGCUGCAAAAGAAUAUUGGAGAGAGACCACAGUACAACAGCCAAUUUGAGAUCAUUGCAUCUGAGUCAAAAGAGGAUAAAUCAUCAGCUUUAAAUGUUGAUGCAUCUCUGGAGUUAAACGUGUUGCUUGGACUCAUCAAGGCUGAGGGAUCAGCUAAAUAUUUGGUGGAUUGUAAGAAAUCCAAGAAUCAAGCCAGAGUUACACUAAAAUAUGAAGUUACUACAAAGUUCCAGCAACUGUCUAUGGAUCAUCUUGGACCAAAAAACGUCAAGUACUGGGACAUUAUCACAAAAAGUAAUGCGACACACGUAGUCACAGGCAUUCUUUAUGGGGCGCGAGCCUUCUUUGUCUUUGACCGCGAGGUGUCAGAAAAUGAAGAUUACUCAGAGAUCCAGGGCAACUUGACAUCUAUGAUUAACCUGCUCGUCGCUAGCUUAAAGUGUGAUGCAUCACUGGGAAUAAAGGGACAGGACAUUAGUGCUGAUGACAAAUUCUCCUGCAAAUUCAUUGGAGACUUUGCACUUGAGAAAAAUCCUGUGACUUACCAGGACGCAGUACAAGUGUAUCGAAGCCUGCCACAAUUGCUGGGACCCAGUAAAGAAAAUGUUGUACCAUUGAAAGUGUGGCUGCUGCCACUGACAUACUUUGAUGCAUCAUUUUCUAAAGUCAUUCCCGACAUAAGCACAGAAUUAGUGCACAAAGUAAAGUGUGUCCUGGAAGACUUGACCGACCUGGAAGUAAGGUGCAAUGAUGCCCUGAACACCAACAUCGCCCAGCAGUUCCCAGAGAUCAAUCAAAACCUGCAGACUUUUAAACGCUGCUGUUGUGAUUUCAAGAAGGAUUUUCUACAAGCCAUGGCAGAAAAAUAUACAACUAGCCAAAGAGGUGACGCAGCCGAAUAUGAAGAAAUCUUUACUAAAUUUGACACGAAAGAACUCACAAAGUGGCUGGAUUGGGAAGAGAAGGAAAUCUACUUUUUAAAAUCUUUAAUUAACAUGGAAAACAUUAAAAACGUUUUCUCUGAACAAGAGCUUGAUGUUGAAGCUCUAAAUGCUGACCAUGCCAUUUGUUUUGCAUUCACCUCACUUUUAACUGAUGAUUUAGAGCAAAUACUAAAAGCAGCCACUCCGCAGGAUCCUGACCUUGACAGAGGAUCGGCGUUCUCAUCAGCACUGCGAGUUCUGGGAUCUACAGCCAAACUCUUUGCUGAUUUUGCUGAAGCCAACAAGACCAACAACCAAAUGAGGUUCCUCACAGCAGGCUUAGCCGGAGAAAGAAAGGGUGCGAGGAUCCAGCUUUACAGAGAUGGUCGUCUCGUCAAUGAGGAUUUUAAGCCACCAUCAAAGCCUGAGACACUAACAGAAGGUGGUGUGAGUCACAACAGUGUGACACUGAGCAUUGGUCCAUCCCAGUCUGGAACAGAGAGCAUCAUACGCUACUCAGUGGAACACAGUGUUAGUGGAGAAAAUAUGUGGACUUCGAUGAGAGCAGAUGCUGGAGAAGUCACAGUGAGUGGACUGACUCCUAACACAGAGUACAUAUUCAGAUGCAGAGCGGUGACCUCAGUAGGUGUUGGACCGGCCAGAGAAACAGGUGGCUCCAUCAAAACCUUAACGUUCGAGAAGUUUGUUGUUUCACCGGUAGUGCCGGUUCUGCGUAGCGAACCAGGGAGUGAAAACCCCCUUAAAACAGUUAAACCGGAUGACAAGCUGUGUCCUCAGUGUAGUGGAGCUAGAACAAAGAAAACCAUCACGGUCGAUGCUUGCACAACAUGUGACCUCCCACAAGAGUCACUGCGUCUCCUGGAGGACUUCACUAAGCUUGAACUUAGGUGCAGUGAGGCCAUGAAAAGCGUAGCAGCCCAGCAGUUCUCUGAGAUCAGUAAAAACCUGAAAAUGCUUAUAGACCUGUGCUCUAAAUUUAAGUUGGAUGUUUAUCAUACCCUAAAAAAAACAGAGUUCUCUGAUGUGAUCCACAGUCUGAGUGAGUGGAUGGAGUAUCAAGAGAAAGAAAUUCAAACCUUAAUGUUCAUCACCAAAGACUUAAACAAUAUGAGAUCUGUCCGAUCUGAGAAUGAUGUGAAGCUGGAAGCUCAGACUACAAAGACUGUUGCAUGUUUUAUGUCGACCUUGGACGGACGUUUUGGUUCAUACCUGUCACGUGUCUCGCGAUGCCUAAAUGAUGAAGCCAGAGGUGACGUUCCGCCACUGCUGUCUAGUGAAGAUAAGGAACCCUGGUUCUAUUCACAAGAGCACUUGGAUUCAAUGAGUCUUAAAGCAAAGCUCUUCAGUGAUUUUGCUGAGGCCAACAAGGACAAUGAAGACAUGAAGUUUCUGACACUGGGUUUAGUGGGAGCCACUAAAGGUGCAAGGAUCCAUCUCUAUAGAGAUGGUCGUCUCGUCAAUGAAGACUUUAAGCCACCAUCAAAGCCUGAGACAGUAACAGGAAGUGAUUUAAGUCACAACAGUGUGACACUGAGCAUUGGUCCAGUCCAGUCUGGAACAGAGAGCAUCAUACGCUACUCAGUCGAGUCCCUCGUUGGUGGAAGAGAUGAAUGGAAAGUAAUCACAUGUGAUGAAACAGAGCCAGUCGUCACAGUGAGAGGUCUGACUCCUAACACAGAGUACUGGUUCAGAUGCAGAGCAGUGACCUCAGCCGGUGUUGGACCGGCCAGAGAAUUCAGCCAAUCCAUUAAAACGUUACCGAGCAGCCCUCCUGGGAAUCUGCAAGCUAAAGCAGCUGGAACACAAAUCGAGGUGACCUGGGAGAAACCGACCGAGGUUGGCCACAACGUCCAGAUUCUGAACUACGUCAUAGAGUUCACCAAAACAGAGUCCAGUGGAGCUCUCCAUUGGAAGCACACAGUGUCAACCUCAGAAACAGGUCUGAUUUCAGGACUUCAGCCACACACUGAAUACAGUGUCAGGGUCCGAUGUGACUGUGGGGGAACUGGUCGGAGCAAGCGAAGCAACCCAGUUAAUGUCUGCACCACCAGAAGUCUAACAGAACUUCUGAUAUCCUCUUGCCAAUGCGUACGGUCUGCCCCCCCCUCAGUUUACCAGCUGCCUCUGACAGAAGAGCCAAACACAGCAGGACACAGAAUGUAUAGCUUGGGAACAGGAACCCAGAAAAGUAAUCGGACGAUGAUGCUUCUUGGGGCAACCGGCACUGGAAAGUCCACUCUCAUCAACACAAUGAUCAACUAUAUACUUGGUGUUGAGAGAAGCGAUGACUUCAGAUUUACAUUAAUUAAAGAGGAACAGACGUCUGAAGUCACUGUCUACAAACUCCACCACCAGGAGGGCUUUAAAAUCCCCUUUUCCCUGACUGUGGUUGACACACCAGGGUUUGUGACAAAAGAAGGAGACAAGCUCCUGAGACAGCAGCUGCGCCGACUAUUCGCCUCUGACAACGGAGUCUGUGAAAUUGAUGCAGUUUGUGUUGUAGCUGCAUCACAGAAAGAUGCGUGUAAUUCCCUGUUUUCCAUCUUUGGUAAAGAUGUGCUGGAGAAUAUCAGGGUUCUGGUGACAUUUGCUGAUGGGAAACGCUCCUCAGUUGUAGAGACAAUAAACUCUGUGUGUGUCCCAUGUCAACAGGGAGAGACCAACAAACCCACAGAUCACUUCAAAUUCAACAGUUCAGCACUGUUUGAAUGUAAAUGUUCAGGGUCUGAGCCAGUCGAGGAGGAUGACAGCAUUAAUGAAGUGUUUUGGAGCAUAAAUGUGAAAAACUGGAAGAGGUUCUUUGCUGAUUUGGGUCAAAUGACCACCAAAACUUUGGUUCUGACAGAGGAGGUCCUUCAACUGAGAGAGGAGCUGGAGGAUGCAGUCGAUAAACUGCAGACGCUAAAACAGGGGUCGAUAAAACAAGAAUGUGAGACAGAGCUCACCAGAGCCCAGAACCUAGAGGUUGGUGUUUUCUUAGGCGGAGGUUUCUUGACCCACCUGCAGUGUCACUUUGUUGAUAUGGGUCAAUGCUUCUCUCAGGGUUCAGACAGAGGCCCAAGGCCAGAACACGUCAGCCACGACAUGGGAGGGGAACAAGCGGCGGCUGAGCCGAAUGAGAGGUUCCUACUCAGUGGUAGAAAGACAAUAAGGGUUCUGCUGAAGAAGAAGUUUAAGGCUAGACCAGUUCAGGAUGAGAUGAGGAGCUUGAUGGAGAUGAUACAAAGGUGUUUAAAUAGACUUGCAGAAAUUGCACUGAAACCACUUCCACGCUCCAUCUCAGAAUACAUCCACACACUGAUUGAGAGAGAGCAGUGUGAGGCCCGGCCCGGAUGGAUUGGCCGGGUUCAUGCCCUGGAGGUUCUGCUGGCUCAAGUUAGAAGAGAAGAACUCCAGAGUCCACAAAGCACAAGUCAGAAAUGAGUUGACUGACUUGAAUGACUAUAAAAUCCCACUGGUUGGUUUCAAGUCAGGGUGAGACUUGGUUCUGGCCACUGAUUCUGCUCAGCUGCUGAGACAUCACAUAAACACAUAACACAUACAUUCUGUGCUGUUUUGCAGUGAGUCAGUGAGUAAACAGUGACUGGUUGCUCCGGGCGAAGAUGCGAUUCACAGACAUAUUUACAGAGCUACGACAGUGGUGUGGUAGACAUGCUAAUGAUGCUAAGUGCUGCUUAUGUUGACCCUUUAUAAUAAUGAGAAAACGAAUGCGCAGCGGCACAUACACAUAUGGGGAUCAGUAUAUUUUUUGAGGGAAGGCACCAAAGUCCGAGAGAAAAAGAACGAGGUGUCAGUCGUAAAGAAAUCCAACCCCGAGCAAGUUCUCAUCAACAGUAUUCUACUACAGAACUCUCUCACCCAGUGCACAGCAGCAUCAUACACUUGCUCAUACUCGUAAUGCAAGUCAGAGCUUUAUAAUAAAAAUGUGUGUGUUUUCAUUCCAGCUUCAGCGUUCACACACAGGUCAUUUAUAGGUAUUCCAACAGAAUGUAAAUACUGUAGUUUGACUUCAAUAAACCAUGUAACUUGUGUUAGAACGGCGAGACCACUCUGUACACGUCUGAUGUCUCUCACAGGGGAGACUCGGGGACUUCGUGUCUUUGCUCAAACACAUGAAAAAUCAGAGAAAACAUUGGUUUUGGUCCUUAAAUCCAAUCGCUCACCUAAUUGAAUAUUCGAAGUGUGAUGGAAAUUUUGCAAUAAAGAAGCUGAUGGGA
Molecule: messenger RNA, 5386 nt
Organism: Betta splendens (Siamese fighting fish)
Lineage: Eukaryota; Metazoa; Chordata; Actinopteri; Anabantiformes; Osphronemidae
Exons: 3
Coding region: 111-4592 (1493 amino acids)
Molecular function (GO): protein binding; GTP binding
Source: RefSeq, a predicted model, not a curated record